UAGACUUUUGAUAUUCUUGCUUAUAUUAGUCAAAUUACACAUUAUAUUAAAAAAAAAUUCAGGGAAGUGCAUGACCUAUAAACAAUUGAGGACGAAGGGAGUACUAGAUAAGCAAAAAUGAGCAUUUUUUUUUUAAAAAAAAGAUGAUUUUUCAAAAAUUUUGAUCGACGAGAAGAUUCAAGAAUGUUUUUCUCCGUAAAAAACACACCCCAAGUUAAAUGAUAAAAAGCAUCUAUCUCUAGAUCUAAGUCACUUAUACCAACUACACAACACACGGCCAAGAACAUGAUUCUUUGCUUCUCUAUUACUUUAAUCUGUCACAUACAAGCAAGCACCUUUUGAUUGAGAAAAAGAAUAACAUUUCACCUCAACACACAGUAUUAUAGUAGUGAUUUAAAGAGAAACUCAAAAGCUGCUAUAUAUCAAACAUGUUGUGCCAUUAUUUCUCCCAAAACUAAAAUAAGAAUACAGAGAAUUUACAAACAUGAACAGCAACAGGCCUCAUAAUUUUACACAAUAUGGAAAUAGGAGCAAUGGAGAGUGGCAUGAUCCUAAUUCACAUGGACCUGAGUACAUAUGGCAACCUAUUAUCCCUCGUCCUCCGCCUCCACGAGAUAUCCCUCAGAAUCCUAGACGUGUCGUUCAUGAUCCACCGUUGCAUGUAACAGAGAGACCAUUUCUAGUACCUACUGGUGCAACAAGUUAUCCAUAUCCAGGCCAACCACGACGUAGGCUAACUCAUCCUCCUGUUCGUGUUCUACUCCAUAACGAUGAUGUACCAAGACAUGGAUCAUAUCAGAGACCAAGCCAACUUCCAUUCGAUUCUCCUCCUCCUCCGUGGUUUAUGCAGAGCAAUGAAACGUCGAGGAAUGAAUCAAAAUUGAGCCCAAAUGAGCAAAAGGCAGCCUUGAAUAAACUCAAGAAAGAAAUCUACAAUCCUGUACAAGCAAAAGUGGCAAAACAAGUUAACCUUUACUUUAGAGGCUUGAACAAUACUACCACCAACGAAUCGAUCAAGGAUAAAGAUGAGGAUGGUAAAAGAUGUUCGAUUUGCUUGGAAGAUUUUGAGCCUAAAGAGAUUGUGACAGUCACACCAUGUAGUCAUAUGUUCCACGAAGACUGCAUCGUUCCAUGGGUGACAAAUCAUGGCUCGUGCCCUGUCUGUCGAUUUGCUAUCUGUGAAAGAAUGAAACAGGACACAACAGACUCAUCGACGACAAGGACUAGUAGAGCUACAAACACAAUGCCACCACAUGAAUUGAUGAUGGAAAGGGACCUGAUUACUAUAAUGAGAGCAUUUGAUGAAACUUUUGAAUUGGAUCAAAUUAGAUCCUUUCUCCUACCAAGAUUAACAAGAGGUUAAGUGUAUGUUGCUUAAGUUAUUAAGCUAAUGUAAUUUUCCUUUGAUUUAUUCACUUUCUGUUGAAGCAGAUAAUACUUGUAUGAAUACACAAUGACAACAUGACUUGAAUAAAAAAAUGUCUCUUUCACAA
Messenger RNA from Solanum pennellii, 1493 nucleotides. Its product is annotated as RING finger protein 44-like. Gene Ontology annotation, molecular function: ubiquitin protein ligase activity. NCBI's taxonomy places the organism in Eukaryota, Viridiplantae, Streptophyta, Magnoliopsida, Solanales, Solanaceae. The transcript is spliced from 3 exons. Gene Ontology annotation, biological process: ubiquitin-dependent protein catabolic process. The coding region runs from base 485 to 1363 and encodes 292 amino acids. The record is from RefSeq and is a predicted model, not a curated record.